AUGCAGUCGGCCCGCGGAGGAAAGCCCCGGGGAGCCGGUCGCCGUAAGACGCUGCCAGCUCCUGUCGGGUCUGCCUCACAGUCGGCAGAGUAUCAACCCAUAGAUACGGAUCCCAUUCAGCCACCUGCCUCCCUCCCUCGGAAGAGGUCAAAGACCACUGAGUUCUUUGAUGGUGCCAAUGAUGAGCCUGAAGACACGAAUCAAAAGGGUGGCCACUCACUCCGUAGGAGGACUCGGAUUGAUUACACUUUUGAAGAGGCCAAUGAGGAAGCCACUCCAACUCGCGUUAAGUCCCAGGUUGGUCCCGCUUCUGCUUCUACUCGCGGCCGCAAGAGGAGGGCCGACCACGACGACGAGGUAGACUUCGGUCCGCCUGCUAGGCGGCGCGCCACCGCUUAUGAAGUUCUUCACUACGAUGGCUCUCCAAGGAGGAAGAACCCUUCUCGAAGGACUGCGGAGACUAAGUCUUAUACCGAAUUCGCCGACGAGAACGAUGUCAAGGAUACCAUCGAAGUCGGCGGACGUCUAAAUGAGUCCGACUAUCAUGAAUCGUCUUCGCUGCUCCAGCCUUCCGACGAUGGUAACGGCGAGCCUCCCCAUUCCCCAGUCCAGGACGCCCUCCCCGAACAUUUCGUCAUCAAGUUCCCCCUCCCUUCAGAAGCCCUUAUCAGGGAGGCCGAGGCUCUAACCUCUCACAUUACCAAAUCCCCCGAGCCCAUUGAUAUUGAUCCUCGCCUACACGCGGACGCCGGCCUUUCCGAAGAGCAUGCUGCCAUGCCGCCCCAAGUUUUCGAAGAGAAGGAGCCCGUCUCUCACGCCGUGAAUGAGACCGACCAGGAUCAAGUCCCACCUGCUGAGAGCACCACUACUGGUGCCGAACUCCCUUCUUCAGUUGCUGCAACAAGCGACAUCCAAGCUCCAUCUGAAGAGCAGGUCAGUAGGCCGCGUGGCCGUUCCAUGGCUCCCCGAAUUGAGCUGGAGCAACACACCGGGAGUCAAAUCCUCGAUGAUUCAUCUGCGACGACCCUUGCAGCCAUCGAUGCUGGCAGAUCCAAGUCCGCACCUCCAAUGACAGCUCUUACCGGCUCUUCCAUGGCAACCGCAACCCCUACGGUAGUUGAUGCUCCGGUCACUGAAGUCACAGAAAAUCACCUUGAGAGCGAAAAGACCCAGUCAGAAACCCAACCGGAGAUCCAACCAGAAGUCCUCCAGCCCGCUGAGUCUACCAACAUUGAUUCUGACCAGUCAACCACCGAUACAACUGUCGCCAUUACUGUCACGCCUCCCACUGACACUGACGACGCGGCUACGAACAUCGCCCCGAAGGAUGCAAUUGUCCCUAAGGAACCAUCUCCUUCGGACGCAGUUACGACCGAAGCCAAGACUGUUGGCGAAAGUACUGUUGUCCCCAUGGUUAAGGAAAUUAAGCCCGAGAGCCAUCCUACGGUCAUCGAACCUCCUCAAGUCCCCGCUGCCCCUGUCAAGCCUUGGUCGCAUUUAACACCCCAUCUUGAGGGCCAAUGGGUCAAACACCCCGAGAGCCGCCUGCCCCAGAUUGGCGAAGCGGAAGUCUCGAACGGCAGCGGAAAGACAUUCUCCACGCCUACUACUAAGCCACUUGACGGAGACACUACUAUCCAGGCUGACGAUGAUGCGGAACUUCCUGUUGAUGCAGACCAGGAGGAUCCUGACGAGCCUGUUGAGUCUGGCGCGGCGUCGCCCGGUCUAGAGCCGUCCACCCUGAACUCCCCCGUUCCCGAUCUCAAUCACGCCACCGCAGCCAGUAGCCCUGCUGCGAACGAAGAUGAUGAUCCUGAUGAUGCGGCGACUCAAACCCCUGAUGAACUCCAGACGCAAAAGUUCUAUGAGUAUCCCCGCCUCAGGGAUACCGAUGAGUUUAAAGAAGUCCUCCAAAAUUACAAGGACAUGUCGGACGAGGACCUCUAUGCCAUGUGUGCCCAUAUCGAUGGCGCUCUAGUUGCCUUGCAAGAGGAGUACCUCCAACUUGGCGCCAUUGUCGAUGAUCACGAGAACAUCGAACGCCGCAAGGCUCAUGAUGAAGCCUACGAACAGAUGGAGAAGAGAUCUGCGAAGGUCACUCGCAAAACUUUUGUUCUUAAGGGCUACCGAGCCAAGAUGACUCAAGAAGAGAAGGAGACUGCGUAUCAGCGCCAUCAGGACCGUAUCCAAGCCGCUGCCUACGGCUUCCGGUACGACAGUCAUCAAGCAAAGGUUGGAAAGCAAGAUCCCAUCGCCCAGCGAUAUCCUGGCGACAUGGAAGAUGGCGGUGAACCCCGCCGAACUCUACGCAGUGACCCACUUCGAUCCGCUAAAGCCACCGAGGCCGCUGAUGAAAGCGGCCCGCAUAUGUCCGGCAAGCGCAUCCGGAAGCCGCGCGAAUUGUUCGAUCCUGCCACCGCCGCUACCAGUCGGAGCGCUACUCCUGUCCCCCAGAGACGCAAGCGUGGCAGUCGGCUCGUCGAAAGUUAUACCGAGGAUCACGAUACACUCGCUUCUGCAGCCCAGGAUCCGACUCUUAUCAACGGCGUUUCCGCUAACACAACUCCCCACACUGACGGAAGGACCAAGCGAGGUCGGGGCAAGCGAGCUGCCUCACCUACUGAGUCGUUUCUCGCAACCUCAUCAUCCGCUGCAGGCGAUGGAGUUAACCACGCUCCUCUCCACGAUGAAACUAUGCAACCACCUCCCGCCAAGCGCAUUCGUCGUGCUACUAAUAAGGCACAGCAAGCUGCAGCCAACGAAGCUGCAGGCUCCCGUCAUCCUGCCGUCUCUACAACCAAUUCCCACCACCACUCUGGUAUCUAUCUGAAGGAGGAAGAUGAUCAUGAGGUCGAAAAUUCGCCCCCAAGGAAGAAUCAACGCAUUGUCACUCUCAAGCCGGGCGCCAAGAAUAUCAGGGCUUUAUCCAACGCCCCGUCCGCCGCGAGCACGACCGAGGACUCGCGGCCUGGUACUUCCUCGUCGGUCUCUAGUGAAGGCUCGGCGGAUUCAUCAUACUCAUUCCGUCCUAAGCGUCAGCGCAAGUUCCGAGAUACGGGUGAUGAGUAUGCUGAAGACCAGCAGCCCAAGACCAAGAGAGCCAGAAGGGCGACCAAGAAAGCCGAGGAGAGUAGUGCCAACCACACCCUACAGCUCCCUUCGCUCCAUGAUGGAGUUGUCAGCGGCAGCAGCCAGCACGCUGAGCCCCAUCAAGCGCAAGAACAGCGCCCUCGAAUCAAGUUCUUGAACUCGGGAGUUGGCCCCUCGAUCAACGGAGCACCAUCCGGCCCUACCCCUACGAUUAGCCUUACGCAUCACGCUACCGAUGCGACUUCGGGCAGGAAGAAGGCCACUGGGCCGAAGAAGACACCCUCUAAGGCGCCUGCCAAGGGUGCCCGUGCCCAACAACCAGUAGAUGCCUCCCCGUCUGCCGAUGGCCAGGGUCCCCUCGGAGGCAUGAGCGCACAACAAUACGCAGCUCUCUCAAAGUCCGAAAAGAUGUCGCGCUCCAUGAAGAGCCGAUGGGCGAGCGGGUCGAUGCAGCAAGCUGUUGACAAGCGAAAGGCAACACUUGCCCGAAAGAAGGCCGAAAAGGCUGCCGGAACGAACGACGGCGACGAUAAUAAUGCCGAGGCGGGCGAAGAUGCCGCCAGCAAGGCACCCAGUGCCACAACCGAUGCCACGAACACCCAACCUACGACUGCCGAGCCGAGUCCUACGACCGAUACGCAUUUUGCGACCGCGAAGGCUUCCAAGGGCCCCAAGCCAAUCAAGGCUGCCAAGAUGCCCAAGAUCGCCGUCAAGGAUCAUAAGGGAAAGGGCAAGACCUCUCAGUAA
This is a messenger RNA of Scedosporium apiospermum, 3837 nucleotides long. RefSeq lists its product as uncharacterized. Bases 1 to 3837 code for a protein of 1278 amino acids. NCBI's taxonomy places the organism in Eukaryota, Fungi, Ascomycota, Sordariomycetes, Microascales, Microascaceae. The transcript is spliced from 2 exons. The record is from RefSeq and is a predicted model, not a curated record.